AUGUCAGAGAGCCAGAUCCACUUCUUCUCACUUUUGUUUUUCACUCUCAACCUCUACGGACAAAUGUCCGCAGUGGAAGUUGAUUCUAGUACUACUUUGAUUGAUUACGUUAAUGAAUCAAAUGACAUGUUGCCGCCGCCAUCGCCAACUGUUGAGACCCACGAGGAAGAAAUUGAUGGCGUUGUGACCCCUUUACCUGGUGAAGUCAGAAUAUCGAAAGCUAAUUUGAGAAGUCCUGUGUGGCUAAAUUUUGAUAAGGUAAAAGUUAAUGGAGUGGAGAAGGUUGUUUGUAUCUAUUGUAAUAAAAGACUUGCAGGGGCAUCUAAGAAUGGAACUUCCCAUUUGGGUGGUCACUAUAAGGUUUGCCCUAGAAGGAAAGUGGCUGAUUUGAGGCAAAAGGUUUUGGCCUCAAACUUCAUGAAGGGAGAGGGGAAAUAG
Rhododendron vialii is the source of this 438-nucleotide messenger RNA. RefSeq lists its product as uncharacterized. Bases 1 to 438 code for a protein of 145 amino acids. The transcript is spliced from 2 exons. The record is from RefSeq and is a predicted model, not a curated record. NCBI's taxonomy places the organism in Eukaryota, Viridiplantae, Streptophyta, Magnoliopsida, Ericales, Ericaceae.